CAAACGUUUUCGUCAUCAAGAAUGUCUUCAAGAACAAGCUGGACCAAAGUGUUGUUAAAUCUGGAAAACGGCACCAUACUAACACGCACCCCAUUUCAUUGGCUGUUGCUCUUAAUCUUCUAUACAAUAUUUUUCUCUGGCAUAUUCGCCUUAUGGUUUCUAUGCUAUGGGAUUUUUGAGAUGUCUCUAACACCACAAAGAUCUAAAUGGCUUCUAACGCAACCGGGUUUCAGUUUUGAACCAGCAACAACUUUUCGUGAGAAUUAUUUGAAAAUUGAGUAUCAUGAGAAAACCCUAAAAGAAGUGGGCGGUUUGGUGGAUCAUAUUAAUAAAGCUCUAGGAAAGUAUGGGCAAAUACCAGAGGAAUAUUUUGGUGAAUGUCAUAAUCAUAAUUAUUACGGCUAUAGACAAGGCAAACCUUGUAUUUUUCUUAAGAUAAAUCGUAUAAUUGGAUUUAAAACUUUAGCGCUAGAGAGUAUAAACGAUUUGCCUCAGGAUGCUCCGCAGGAAUUGCUGGAAUAUUUGGAAAAUAUACCCCAACAACAACUUAAACAGCACAUAUGGAUUUCCUGCGACUCCAGACCUUCAGUUAAGUUUAUGUAUUAUCCUCAGCGUUUUUAUAAAAUUUCCGAGGUGGAUUUUGUUUCUGUUGUAAACCAUUCGAAUGGUUUUUAUAAUGAGAGUGAUUUUAAACGUAUUAUAGCAGUACAACUUGAUAAUAUUUCCUUAAAUGUUAAACAUCAUAUACGCUGUUUUCUCUGGGCUAAAAAUAUUGUAAGAGAUCUAAGAGGGAAAAUGGGCAGAGGUUUAGUGCGUUUUAGUUUGGAAAUUAAACUUUAA
Molecule: messenger RNA, 840 nt
Organism: Lucilia sericata (common green bottle fly)
Lineage: Eukaryota; Metazoa; Arthropoda; Insecta; Diptera; Calliphoridae
Product: sodium/potassium-transporting ATPase subunit beta-1-like
Exons: 1
Coding region: 22-840 (272 amino acids)
Biological process (GO): intracellular sodium ion homeostasis; sodium ion export across plasma membrane; potassium ion import across plasma membrane
Cellular component (GO): sodium:potassium-exchanging ATPase complex
Molecular function (GO): ATPase activator activity
Source: RefSeq, a predicted model, not a curated record